AUGCCGGCGCGGGAUCGCAACCAACCCGACGACCGUCAGGGUUCGGAGAGCUCUGGAUACAGCUGGAGGUCGCAAGAUACCGUGCGAAACUCGGAGAAUCAGCCACUAGACCAAUACGAGGCCUCUACGGGAGGUCACAAUGCUGGCUUGUUUCCAGGUUCCCUGAAAAUGGACUCUAAAUCCGACUCCUCCAAACCCCCUCGGAUUGACUGGGAGAAUUCCAUGUGGUCAUGGAAUUCCCCGGAUAUUUCCCCCACUGAACAACGUAAAGCCUCUGGCUUUGGGAAUCACCGCGAGGCUUUGACUGUCCCAGGCAAUAGACAUAGCCCGUCCCAGUCAUCCGCCUCGAGCCCUCGACCUCUACCCCUUCAACCAUCUCGCCUCGACCCCGAUGACAUUGAGUCGAUUGCCCCGUGGGCCACAGCCCCCAGCAGUGGUCAGCCAGAUAACAGUGGUACUUUUUAUAAUGAUUACUCGGAGCACGAAGCCUCGCCUGCUUCAUUCACAUUUCGCCCCACGACCGGACGAACAUUCGCAAGCGAACCUGCCGAGUUGGAAUAUGGGGAACACCGCCGACCAUCUGCUGCAAGUGCGACCACAGUCAGUAGCCAGGGGUCUAGAUCUAGUAUUAGCCAAAAGUUUCGAAAGAAGCAUUUGAAAGGUCUACUUGGUGAUGACUAUCAUUCGCCUGCGGAGCUUCAAACCGAUGACGAUGGUUCCCAGAACCCGCCGAGCAGGCGUGGGGGACCAGUCGACCAGUUGAAGGCCCGUGAGAGGGCGAACUCAGAUGGCUCGCGCAAUACGUCCGAGGGCUCCAACUCCUCGCAACGUUCCCAGAAGCCACGUGCAAAUAUCCCUUUGCCCUCUAGUGACGUCACUCCAUGGGACUAUCAGAGCUUCAAUGACAUCCCGCAGUAUGGGGAGGCGCCAGUGCGCCAUGUACCCAUCGGUCCCGAUGGACAACGUCUUCCGCCCUCGGAAAAUGGUACCGCGGGGCAGAGGGAGCUAAGUCGGCGCGGACCCGGCAGACACCGUCCUUCACGGAGCAAAGAAGAGAACCCGACUGUUGCUGGCGAUCUGGCAUGGUCCCAACCUCGACCUGCUACUGGUAGAGACGACAUUGGAUUGCGGCCUUUCAAUGAGAACUACUUGCAUUCAACGACUGACAUGAGCGAUUCUACUGUAUACGGGGGCCGAUCGACAAGUCCAACGCCCAGUGUGCGUAGCACAUACCGAGACCAUGAUCAGAACUCACAGCAUCCCAGACUCGGUGGGUUUAUCAAAAAGAUUCUCGGAAAAUCGCAUGACAAAUCGAGGAACUCUUCCCCGCCGCGGCGCGAUAGGCAAGGAAGCUUCGGGGAUGGGAGUACUCCUUCUCGAUACCCAGAGUCAGUAGAUUCGGACCGAAAGAAAGAUUCUGGAAAGGGGGGGCUGGUUGUCGGAAGAAAACUUGGUAAUCGUCGCGUGUUCACUCAUCAAGGUGGUGAUUAUUAUAACCCUAACAAGGACGACAAAACUCAAGAAGAGAACAAACACUUCUUCCACCUUGAUGUCGAUAUGGAAAAUUUGAAAGGGAUUGUCCGUCCACCUUCGCCUGGGCAAAUGAAGCGUGUGAAAGACGGAACGAUCACACCUGGCGAUGAUUCUAAAGUCGAAAAGCCGUGGAAUGCACCUGAAAGUUGGCAGGUCAGGGGGCCCGUCGACCUCACCUUGGAAGAACCUACCUCAGAGGAAUCCACCCCCGUCGGUCCUCGUGAACGCGAAGCUUCGUACUUUAUUCGGAUCUUCCGAAUUGAUUCUACUUUUGCCACGUUAUCGGCUGGUUUGAAUGCUACCGUGUCCGAGAUUCUUCUGAUGCUCGGUCGGAAGUCUUUCUUGCAAGAUCAUCUCAACAAUUAUGAGAUUGUUCUACGGAAAAAUGAUCUUUCGCGGCAGCUUGACCACAAUGAGCGACCUAUUCUAAUGCAAAAGCGGCUGCUGGAACAAGUUGGCUAUACGGAAAAAGAUCGUAUCGGAGAUAUUGGCCGUGAGGAUCACAGUUAUCUCUGUCGCUUUAUCUUCUUACCGACCAAGCUCAGCGGUUACAGCAGUCUCGAGAGUGAACCAGGUUUCAACAAAGUGCAAAAGUUCAGCCAUGUGGAUCUCCAGGGCCGCAGCCUUGUCACUAUCCCAAUUACGCUGUAUGCAAAAUCUUCCGAGAUCAUUUCACUGAACUUGUCGAGAAAUUUGUCAUUGGACGUCCCCAAAGACUUCAUUCAAAGCUGCAUUAAUCUGCGAGAGAUCAAGUUCAUCGGGAAUGAGGCCGCAUUCCUUCCACAAAGCUUUGGUUUAGCCGCCCGAUUGACCUAUCUGGAUGUGUCAAACAACUGCCUUGAGGACUUGGAUCAUGCGGGUCUCGACCGUCUGACUGGACUUGUCAGCAUCAAGAUGGCAAACAAUCAGUUAACCAAGCUUCCCAGCUCUUUUGGCAAUUUCCAAAACUUGCGAAGCCUGAACAUGUCGUCAAAUAGUUUCAAGGUCUUCCCCGAUUUCCUUUGCAACCUCAAGAGUCUGGUUGAUCUCGAUAUCAGCUUCAAUGGCAUCGAAGAACUUCCCAAUAUUGGCCGCUUGGUCACUCUCGAACGCCUCUGGAUGACAAACAACAACCUGAGCGGGCCUCUCGAUGAUUCCUUCGGGAACUUAGUGAACCUCAAGGAGUUCGAUGGACGCUUCAAUGCUAUCACUAAUAUUGAUGCUCUCUCGAGUCUCCCACGCCUAGAGCAGAUAUUCUUUGGUCAUAAUCUUCUAUCUCGAUUCAAAGGCUCAUUCCCGAGGCUGCGGAGUCUACAUCUGGACCACUGCCCUAUGACACAAUUUGAUAUUGAUGCUCCUAUGCCAACAUUGACUUCACUGAACCUUGCCUCCGGCAAGCUCUCCCAAUUCAAGGACACCAUCUUCGAGCAUUGCCCGAACAUGACGAAGCUCGUCCUUGACAAAAAUCACCUGUCCUCAGUCUCGUCUCAGAUUGGCAAGUUGCGUCGACUGGAACACUUUAGUAUGAUCAAGAACCCACUAUCGUCUUUGCCUGCAACCAUGGGUUGCCUUGCCGAGCUUAAGCACCUUAAUUUGAGGGAGUGCAAUUUGACAUCUCUGCCGGCCGAAAUUUGGCAUUGUGCUAAGCUGGAAGUACUGAACAUCUCCUCAAACAUUCUUUCGAGCUUUCCAAAAUAUGGUGCUCCGUAUCCUCAAAUGCCCGGUGAGCCUACAAACACACCUGCGGCUACACCUGGCAUUGCUGGAAACCCCAGCUACGAAGAUAUAGGCCCGCUAGAUGAGCCAGGUCUACGUCGACCUAGUCAAACGUCGAAUGGGAUCAUGAAUUCUGUCUCGCCCAACGGGUAUCGGAAUCCUUCAACUGGCCAACCUGGCAGGAAGGUUUCAGCGACGUCGCGAUCAUUUACCGACCCGAACUCAGGGACCCGGAAGGACUCGAACUUCUCUCAGCAGAUGGCAAUGACGUUUGCAGCGUCCCUUCGAACUCUUUCACUUGCCGACAACCGACUUGAAGAUGAUGUUUUCCGGGAACUAUCCUUGCUACCAGAGCUGCGUAUCGUCAACCUUUCCUAUAACGACCUGACGGAACUACCGCAAGGAAUCCUCAAAAGAUGGCCAUUGAUUUCCGAGCUGUACCUGUCCGGUAAUGAGCUGACCUCUCUCCCGUCCGAUGACCUGGAAGAGGGAAGCAACCUCAAAGUUCUUCAUAUCAAUGCCAAUCGGUUCCAAGUCUUGCCUGCAGAGCUUUGCAAGGUUAGCAAGCUUUCUAUUUUGGACGUGGGGAGCAAUGGGCUCAAAUACAACGUGUCAAAUUGGCCCUAUGAUUGGAACUGGAACUGGAACCGCAAUCUCAAGUAUCUGAAUUUCUCGGGCAACAAGCGUCUCGAAAUCAAGCCAAAUAUUGCGUCGCUGGGUCCCCCGGCGGCCAAUGGCGCUGACUUGACUGACUUCAACUCCCUGACUCAUCUCCAUGUUUUGGGACUGAUGGAUGUCACACUCACCAUCCCCACCAUUCCGGAGGAGACUGAAGAUCGCCGUGUGAGAACAUCUGCCUCCUUGGCUGGCACUCUCGCCUACGGUAUGGCCGACACUCUUGGCAAGACCGAGCAUCUAUCUAUUAUUGAUAUGAUUGUUCCGCGGUUGAAGCAGGAUAACGUGGAAACACUUGUGGGUAUGUUUGAUGGACAGACACUCUCCAGUGGAGGUUCUCGUGUCGCAAAGUACUUGCAUGAGAAUUUCACUUCUACUUUCUCGUUUGAGCUUAAGAAACUGCAGCGAGAUCAGGAUGAAACACCAUUAGAUGCACUCCGACGGUCCUUCUUGGCAUUGAACAAGAAUAUGGCAGGCUCUGCCUACAGAUCCAUUGAUGACCGUGAGGUCCGACAGUACCAUCGAGGAUCAACUGCAGCCAAACUGCUCAACCAGGACGACAUUCAGUCUGGCGGUGUUGCUACUGUCUUGUAUCUGAACAACAUGGACUUGUACGCCGCCAAUGUUGGUGAUGCUCAGGCUAUUUUGAUCCGGUCAGAUGGUUCAAUGGUUUCUUUGACGCAGAAUCAUGACCCCGCAGAACCUAACGAGCGCGCACGCAUCCGUGCAGCAGGAGGUUUUGUGUCUCGCAACGGCAAGCUGAAUGAUGUGCUCACCGUGUCGAGGUGCUUCGGGCAUUUCCCUAUGAUGCCUGCUGUCAUUGCGGCCCCCUCUACAAUGCAUCUCACUUUGACGGAACAAGAUGAGAUGGUUGUUCUGGCAUCCAAGGAGCUAUGGGAUUAUGUCACUCCUGAAGUGGUGGUCGACAUCACUAGGAGAGAACAACUAGAUUUGAUGUUUGCAGCUCAAAAGUUGCGUGAUUUGGCUAUUUCCUUCGGUGCCACCAAUAAGUUGAUGGUGAUGAUUCUUGGCGUUGCGGAAAUUCAAAAGAGACGCCCAAAGCCUCGUCCUUCUCUCAACACUGGCUCGUCCACAUUUGCCGAAGAGCAGAUCAUCGCAACUGCUAAACGCCCCAAAAAGCGCGAUGGGCCUGGAGAUUCACGACUCGCGCGCUUCGAAGCCGUGGAUGCCCCUGACGGUGAAUUGACUAUCAUGUUCACUGAUAUCAAGAAAUCCACAGGCCUAUGGGAGGUUUGUCCAGAUGCUAUGCGCUCUGCUAUUCAAAUCCACAAUGACAUUCUGCGUCGGCAACUUGCAAUUUUUGGUGGUUACGAGGUCAAAACAGAAGGUGAUGCUUUCAUGGUGGCUUUCUCAACCACGACGGCGGCAUUACUAUGGUGUUUCAACUGUCAAAACCAGCUCCUUGAAGCCGAAUGGCCUACAGAGAUUCUUGAUCAACCCCAGUGCCGAGUCGUUGUUGACAUGGACAAUAAUGUUAUAUUCCGUGGCCUGUCUGUUCGUAUGGGUGGCCAUUGGGGCGAGCCUGUCUGCGCAAAGGAUCCGGUCACCAGUCGAAUGGAUUAUUUCGGUCCAAUGGUGAAUCGUGCAUCGCGAAUCUCUGCCGUCGCCGACGGGGGACAGAUUUUUGUUUCCUCGGAUUUCAUGACCGACAUUCACCGCAACCUCGAGAUAUUCGCGGAUGCUGAGCGCUCUGCAUCUACCAGUUCGAUCGAAAGCCAUCCCCGCGGCGAUAGCAUCGGCCACAAUAUUCGUCGUGAACUACAACAGCUCAAUAGUCAAGGUUUCAUUAUCAAAGAUCAAGGCGAGAGAAAGCUGAAGGGUCUGGAGAAUCCGGAGCCUCUCUACCUUGUUUACCCCUCCUCGCUUUCUGGUCGCAUGAUUUCUUCGGAAGAACCACAGGAUCGUGAUAGCUCCGCUGCAACUAUAAACCCAAAUAAUCAACUUGACAUCCAGACAAACGUCAUUUGGCGUCUCUGGGAAGUCACACUCCGUCUUGAGCGACUUUGCGGUGCUUUGGAGCAGCCAAGUGAACCGAGCCUCAGAGAACCGAACGUCGCUCUCUUCAACAUGGUUAAGAGGCACGGGGGUGAACUCAACGACUCCACUGUCCUCAGUUUGAUCGAUCAACAAGUCACCCGCAUCGAGGUUUGCAUCAACACACUCUCCCUACGCCACAUGAUGCGUCCCUUCAAACCAGGCGACACUCUCAAUGACCACGCCGUACCCAUCAACGAGGUGCUACAGCAACUACAAACACAACUCGCCGAAUUCCAAGCCCUCAAAGAGCAGAUGGCCGUUGGUGCUGCAGGCAACAUCGGCGGUCCACCACCUCACUAUGGAAAAAUGGGACAUUCAGAUAGUAUCGACAGCGGUAUUACCUCCACCUCGUCAUCCUUCCUCCACCUCCCUGGCGAUGCCAAUCGCUCUUUUGAUUCCGGCCGCGGCCCUCUUUGA
Messenger RNA from Penicillium coprophilum, 6378 nucleotides. RefSeq names its product adenylate cyclase acyA (gene acyA). The record is from RefSeq and is a predicted model, not a curated record. Gene Ontology annotation, biological process: intracellular signal transduction; cyclic nucleotide biosynthetic process. Gene Ontology annotation, molecular function: protein binding. NCBI's taxonomy places the organism in Eukaryota, Fungi, Ascomycota, Eurotiomycetes, Eurotiales, Aspergillaceae. The transcript has 3 exons. The coding region runs from base 1 to 6378 and encodes 2125 amino acids.